This is a messenger RNA of Colias croceus (clouded yellow), 1581 nucleotides long. RefSeq names its product dopamine receptor 4-like. Gene Ontology annotation, molecular function: G protein-coupled receptor activity. NCBI's taxonomy places the organism in Eukaryota, Metazoa, Arthropoda, Insecta, Lepidoptera, Pieridae. Gene Ontology annotation, cellular component: membrane. Gene Ontology annotation, biological process: G protein-coupled receptor signaling pathway. The transcript is spliced from 4 exons. Bases 66 to 1466 code for a protein of 466 amino acids. The record is from RefSeq and is a predicted model, not a curated record.
GGUAGUAUUGACAUACACCAUUACUCCGUUAAUUUACUUAGAAACCACAAGUUUUUAUUAGCGCUAUGGAUCCAAAGACUAACAGUUAUAAUGUGACAUUUAAAUUAAGUGAACCUUUAUCAAAUAAUCAAAGUGAUGUGCUAUCUAACUCCACCGAUCUUUUGGAGGCUUUUAAAUUAAAAGAACACGAACAAUAUUUGGAGUACAAACCUGUAGCUUGUGCACUUGGUGUUCUUAUUUUCUUAAGCAAUAUAACAGUUGUUGUUUCCAGUGGAUUAAUUCUUAAAAAAGGUCAGCAAACAAAGAGCACUUAUUUAUUACUUGGAAAUGUUUCGCUUGCUGAUACCAUCAUCGGAAUAUCAAUGGUCAUUGGGGCGAUUUUUGAAAUUCCUAUAAACUCAAGUCCAUUAUGUAUUUUACAAAUAGGUAUGCUUGUAUGCCCAGCCAUGGUUUCAAUAUUCAGCGUCGGCUUCAUUGCAGUUGAUCGUUACAUCUACAUCUUACAUGGACUGUAUUACCAACGUUGGGUUAACACUACAAAAGUCCGCAUCUGUAUCAUAUUCAUUUGGAUCAUUGGUAUUACUUUGGGAUUUUUGCCAAUAACUGGCUGGAUUAAUCAAGAGUUCAAUUCAAAAUGUUAUUAUAUUGCCCUUUUUCCAAAGCAACUGAUUCUGCUAAAUUCUAUCUUGAGUAUCGUGCCAAUUAUUGUUGUCGCUGUUCUAUACACCAUUAUUUUAAUUCGUGCAUUAAGAAAGGUGAAAGAAAUUAAUGCAUCGGUUAUACCAUCGAGAUCAAAUACCAAACCAACUUUACGAAUCUAUAGAGGAAAUGGAAAUAUGAAACAAAAUACUCAAUCUGUUAAACGACCACGAAAUAAAACUCAAGAAUUAAAAAGAAGUUCAUCAUUUCAUGCAAGCAAUAAUACAGGAUCUGAAAAACAAAGAGUUUCCGAAUUGAGGACUAAAUCGAGAAGUAACGAUGAACUUAACAUUGAAAAUAAAGUUCCUAUUACAAAUAAUCAAAUGCAAUAUAAUGGAAAUAAAUAUGAAUCCGGCAAUAGUUUAUGUUCAACCGAUAUAAGUGUCAUUGAGGAGAGUAGCUUUACAAUUAAUCAAGAGCUUGAUAACAAAGUAGAUAAAAAUGAUAAGAAAGUAAAAAAUGCAUCUAAACCUAGGGACGCUACGAAAUGGAGAGCCAUCAUCAUUGUAAUGCUAACUACUGGAAGCUUUGUAUUUACAUGGAUGCCAUUUUUCAUAACGGUCAUAUUUUAUGCUUUCUGUGAAGAUAAACUGACAAAUCAAAAAUGUUUCAACCUGCGAAUUAUGCUAGGAGGUCCAAUUGCAGCGUUGGCAUUUUUAAAUAGUAUUCUUAAUCCUAUGAUCUAUGUUUGGUGGCAUAAAGGGUUUCAAAGAAAUGUUCAGACAUACUUGAAACGAUAUGUGUACAUAUUUUGUCGAAAAAGUUAACAACUCUAUAUUAUAUUAACAUAUUUUCAGAUAUUAAAAGAGCUCUCUUAUUAAGUAUUAAAGAAAUAACUAGACAAGAUUUAUAAUUUAUUAUUGUUUAUAAUUAAACAAGAAA